Cuscuta campestris is the source of this 1011-nucleotide messenger RNA. NCBI's taxonomy places the organism in Eukaryota, Viridiplantae, Streptophyta, Magnoliopsida, Solanales, Convolvulaceae. The record is from the annotation of a GenBank genome assembly.
AUCAACCCAAUUAACCGCACAUGGGAUCGACAUUGCACCGAAGAGCGAAAUCAUAGUUGCAAAAUGAAAAUAAGCAAUAUCGUAUAAUCCCAGAUUAAUGGGGAUCCAAGUAACUACCAAUUGGUCAAAUGGUAGCCAAUUCAAAUAUACAAAUCCUUAGAGCCAGUUGUUUAAGAUGGUAAUCAAGUCUGGGAGUUCAAAGAUAGUACUUAAGUCUAAACAAGAAUCAAACAGAUAAUAAACCUAGACAAUUCAAGACAUAUUUGAUCAAGCAUUAAGCAUCUUCAUGGGGCAGCACGAUCAGGGGCACCGGCACGGGCAGAGGCGAGAUUUCUCAAUCGAAAAUUGGGAAAUUUCUAGAUAUGAUGGCAAUUUUUCCGUCACAGUUUCUUGGGAUUCAAAUCAUUUUGGUCAGUUUGCUCGUUUAUGGUCAAAUAUAGGUGUUUCGCCCUCACAGAUUAUCAUUCCAGCCGGCUUUUCCUUAGAGGGGCUAAAGCUUUUCUGUAAGGGUUUGUCUGAAUUGCUCAAGAACACAAAUGGGGUAAGCAUUCAAUUGCCACUGCCAGAGCCAGAAACUGUUCGAGAAGGUAUCAGGUCUAUUAUAGGAGACAAAGAUGAGGGAUGGAGAUGUUUUCAGGGAAUAGCAACCGAUGAUAGGGUGGAUGAAGAACAACAGCAUCAUGAAAAUAGACUCUGUAUAGAUAAGACUAUGGAAACAGAGGUGGAAAAUAUGCAGAAGCACACCUCAUUGGCAGAGGUUCCUAUAGACCAGGACUGCCUGAAGAUAUUUCAUCAAGUUAUUCGGGAUAACAUUAAUCUCUUCAAGAAAUCAAUGGCUAACAAGUAGUUCCUGGAUGCUUUAAACAAAGGACAGAUUCUUAGUUACUCAGGGGAAGUCAUUAGGGUUACAAGGGAGGCUAUGAAAAGCUUUGAGUAUAUUGAUGCCGCUACAUUUGCAGGAGCAAGAUACCCGGUCUACCUUGCUUAUGCGAAUGAAGACAUGGAUAUUGU